This is a messenger RNA of Aspergillus ruber CBS 135680, 225 nucleotides long. RefSeq lists its product as uncharacterized. The transcript has a single exon. Lineage: Eukaryota; Fungi; Ascomycota; Eurotiomycetes; Eurotiales; Aspergillaceae. The annotation marks the transcript as partial. The record is from RefSeq and is a predicted model, not a curated record.
CAAGAGGAUGCAACAUGCAGAAAUUGUGGCUUAUCAAGGGAAACAAUACACCAUCUUCUCUUUGAAUGCCGAAAAUGGCGACACCAGCGAAACAAGCUCUACAAGGAUCUGGAGAUGGAUGGGGUCAUGAGACCCGCUGGUGCAGAGGAACACCCACAGGGACGACUAUUAGGAGAACCCAGAGCUACCGGAGCGCUACUAGAAUUCCUAGCUAGUAGUAGUGUG